AUGGACCCCACUCAGAGAAGCGCCAUCGUCCUAGAUAAUGGAUCCGGGUUCACCAAGAUGGGCUUUGGCGGCAAUCUAGAGCCCAGCUUUGUAAUCCCCACAGUCGUUGCUUGUCAUGACUCAUUCGCCGCCUCUGCUGCGCUGGCGGCGCCUGGAGCCAAUGCCGUGUCGCCAGCUCAGCAGCAGCAGCAGGCCCACGUGGCAGCGCUCAUGGCUGACCUGGACGUCCACGUGGGCGAGGCGGCGUACGCUGCUGCACGAUCUGGGCCGUACAAGCUGACGCACCCUGUGCAGAGAGGACAGAUAGAAGCAUGGGACGCCAUGGAGCAUCUGUGGCAGCAGAGCCUCUUCAAGUACAUGCGGGUGGAGCCAGAGGAGCAUGUGCUGCUGCUGGCUGAGAGCCCUCUCACCCCACCCGAACACCGAGAAUACAUCGCCGAAAUCAUGUUUGAAACGUUCAACGUGGCAGGUCUGUACAUGGCUAGUCAACCAUCCCUUGCCCUCACUGCAGCAAACACGGCAGCUCAGGUCCCAAUGACAGGCGUGGUGGUGGAUGCAGGCUUUGCUUCAGCCUCUGUCGUCCCCGUGGUGGAGGGCUAUGUUUUGGGGGGCAGCUCUCGCUCCAUGCCCGUGGGCGGCGCUCACUCCACGGCCUUCGUGCAACAGCUCAUGCGGGACCGAGGGGAGCCGGUACCAGCAGAGGAGGCGAUUGAAGUGGCGAGAAAAGUGAAGGAGACCUAUGGAUACACAUGCUCCGACCUUGUCAAGGAGUUCACGAAGCACGACAGGGAGCCCAAUAAGUACCGCAAGGUGUGGACCGCCACCAACGCGCGCACCAACACGCCCUACCGCUGCGACGUGGGGCAUGAGCGGUUUCUGGCUGCUGAGGUCUUCUUCGCCCCAGAGAUAGCAGUGAGCAACGUGGGCACGUCGCUGGCAGAGCUGGUGGAUGCAGCGGUGCAGACUGCCGCCAUCGACACACGCCGCUCGCUCUACAAGAACAUUGUGCUCUCAGGCGGCUCCACCCUCUUCAAGGACUUUGGGCGGCGCUUGCAGAGAGACGUGAAGAAAGCUAUCGAGGCCCGCAUGGCCGGGUCCAGCGAGCCCAAGGCAUCGGACAUAGAGGUGGCAGUGGUGUCCCAUCAUCUGCAGGAGCAUGCCGUGUGGUUCGGGGGCUCUGUUGUCGCCUCCUCCCCGGGUUUCCAAGGGGUGUGCACCACACGAGCUGCUUACUUGGAGCACGGGCCUAGUGUAUGCAGAGCAAACAGAAUGAUAAGUGCCUCUUUGUCGUAA
Messenger RNA from Closterium sp. NIES-65, 1293 nucleotides. Lineage: Eukaryota; Viridiplantae; Streptophyta; Zygnematophyceae; Desmidiales; Closteriaceae. The record is from the annotation of a GenBank genome assembly.